This is a messenger RNA of Patiria miniata (bat star), 897 nucleotides long. Its product is annotated as lactadherin-like. The record is from RefSeq and is a predicted model, not a curated record. The transcript has 5 exons. The coding region runs from base 201 to 887 and encodes 228 amino acids. Lineage: Eukaryota; Metazoa; Echinodermata; Asteroidea; Valvatida; Asterinidae.
ACUACCUGAUGACUUCAAUAACGAGCAACGUGAUAGGUGUCUUUGACUUGGGUGACAGUAUCAUUUGGUUUUGGUUCAUGAGCGGCCGGCAGUACCACGCAGUUGAACUAUCUCUGUGGUAGUUCAUUUUGCGCUGGUUAUUCAGUGCAACUUUGGAUUUUGAUCAAGCUGUUGGGAGCAAAAAGCAUGUCAGCUUACCAAUGACAGCCAUGUUGUCUACGUAUUUGGCCCUUGCAACCUUUCUGGUUUCCGUUUACGUUCACCUAGGUAACGCGGACGGCGAGGUUAGGUCGUGUAAUUAUUACGGGCGUCCACCCAAGCCUGUACCAGGGGAGCGCUGGAUGAAGACGGCACUGCGAGAGGCGUACCAUCGAUGCAAUCAGCAGAAUUACGCUGGCCCUACAGGUUGCUGCAAUGGGAAGCCACUCGGUAUGAAGGAUGGCUCCAUCCCAGACAGUAGCAUCACGGAAUUGAGGCAUCACCACAUUUGGGUGACAGCUUUCGCGCGACUAGAUGAUAGCAGAUGCUGGGGGUUUCAUCUGUACAAUGGGUACAGCUGGAUACAGGUCGACCUCGGUGCCAUGUACAGUGUUUCCGGUCUGAUCACUAGAGGUCAUCCGGGGCUCUACUGGGUGCUUGAAUAUCAAGUCUCAUACAGCUUCGAUGGGGAUAAUUGGCGUAAUGUGACCGAGGCAAGUGGGACAACCAAGACAUCGCCUGAACAAAUGGAAGCCCCUAAGAAGUUCGCAGGAAACAUCGACGGGAGCUCCCAUGUAACCACCAAUUUCCCGAUAGCCGUGCGCACCCGAUUCCUGCGAAUUGAACCCACACGGUGCAACAGUUUCUGCUGCCUUCAGUUUGAGGUGUUGGGCUGCUCUGAUAUAUAAAAAAAGAAAA